AUGAAAACAACAGCCCGGUAUUUAUCGAAGAAAAAAUUUUUAUUGAAAACAAUAUUGACCUCAAAAGUCAAGUCGACCAUUGAUCGGUAUAAAAAAUGUCGAUUUUGGUUGACCAAGGGUUUGUUGCGCGUCGCGAACAAUUGGAAAGAGACUGCGCCGUCGGCGAGAGGACAAACUUCGACAGCAGGGAUCGAAGGCAUGUUUCUCGGAUUGGACGAAAACAGAGACUUGUUGGUAAAACGUCUGAAUGCCGGCCAGGAUUUGUACCCCAAUUGUGAUACGUCGAUUUGGCUAAGAAACUGUACUCGUGACAUCCCGACUCCGGUCCAAGGGAUAAUCAAAGGUAAGAUACCGGAAUGGUUAUCAGGGUCGCUGCUACGAAACGGUCCGGGGAGUACACAAGUGGGAAGUUAUGAGUUUAAACACAUAUUCGACAGCUCGGCUUUACUACACAGGUUUGCAUUCAAAAAUGGAACAGUAACAUAUCAGUGUAGAUUUUUGGAAUCAAAUACGUAUAAAAAAAAUAAAGCAGCCCAAAGAAUUGUCAUAACCGAAUUCGGAACCAGGGCGUGUCCCGAUCCUUGUAAUACAAUUUUCCACAGGUUUUCUAAUGUAUUUAAAUGGGGAGACAAUCAAUCAGACAAUGCGAUGAUAUCUAUUUACCCAAUCGGCGAUGAGUAUUUUGCAUUUACGGAGUAUCCAAUAAUGAUCAAAAUUGAUCCUACAACUCUCGAAACACUUACAACUAUAGACAUUGGUUGUCUGACCGGUAUUGUUCAUCAUACUGCUCACCCACAUGUGGCAGCCGAUGGUGCCGUUUUCAAUUUAGCGACAGUUCCAAAAAUUGAUGGACCUCAUUAUUGCGUGGUUAAAUUUCCUCGGGUUGAUUCAGAAACUGGAUACCGGUAUUCGACCGAUGAAAUGUUUGGGAGAAUGUGCAUCGUGGCUACCAUAAAGUGUCGGUGGCCCCUACAUCCUGGGUAUAUGCAUUCUUUCGGGAUGACGGAACAUUAUUUCGUCGUAGUCGAACAGCCCUUAAGCAUUUCACUGUCCACUGCCGUGGUUAACAGAUUCAAAGGAGAUCCGCUGUCUAGUGCACUAAAAUGGUUUCAGGACUGCCCCACUCUAAUUCACUUGAUUUCACGAUCUGAUGGUAAAACGGUGAAGACAUUUAAAUCGGAUGCAUUCUUUUAUCUCCACAUAAUAAAUCAGUACGAAGAAGACAAUCACAUAGUGAUCGAUAUUUGUUGUUACCGAGAUCCGUCCAUGAUUGACUGCAUGUUCGUCGAAGCAUUACAAAAUCUCAACAAAAACCCGGAUUAUGCAGCCAUGUUUCGCAGCAGGCCUUUGAGAUUCGUGUUGCCAGUUAACUGCCACAAUCCUACAAGUGGCGAUGUCGAAAACGACCACUUGUAUGUCUCCCCCGAAAAGCUAUGCGAUUUGGGUUGUGAAACACCCAGGAUUAAUGAAUUCAAUAUUGGGAAAAAAUACAGGUUUUUUUAUGCAAUAUCAUCCGACGUUGACGCUGAAAACCCUGGAACGCUCAUUAAAGUGGAUACGUACAAUAAAACUUGUAAAACAUGGUGUGAACAGAAUGUAUACCCUAGCGAACCAAUUUUUGUUUCUUUACCGGACGCCGAAGAUGAAGACGAAGGUGUAGUUUUAUCGUCAAUCAUUUGGGGUGGAUCAGAGUGUGAAAACCAAGCUGGAGUAAUAGUUUUGGACGCGAAGAGUUGGACAGAGAUAGGGCGAGCUGUUUUUGUCACUCAGUCACCAGUUCCUAAAUGCUUACAUGGCUGGUAUGCUGCUGCUGUAUAA
Messenger RNA from Macrosiphum euphorbiae (potato aphid), 1818 nucleotides. The record is from the annotation of a GenBank genome assembly. Lineage: Eukaryota; Metazoa; Arthropoda; Insecta; Hemiptera; Aphididae.